CGCGUAGAUCGUCAGGAUGGUUGCGCAGGCGGUCCUCGCGGUGAAAGUUGUGCGCGGGGAGGGGGCGCCUAUAUCAGGCGACGUAUGCUCGCGCGCACCACUCCGCAACCUCACAGUUUGUCUUGUGUUCGUGUCGCCCGCGAAGUUCUCUCUUCUUUCACAAUGAAGUCCGUGGUGCUGUGCGUGCUGGUGGUGGUGGCUGCAGCGGCUGCUGCUCCUCAGCGGGAGGGAGCUGCCUACACGCGGGAGGCCAUCAAGCAGGCACAGAACACACACCUCAUCCCCAAGGACGCAGAGAUCCAGAAGGUCCAGGAAGGUAUCGAGCUGGCAGCGUACGAGUCCAUCCCCGUGAACCAGAGGAUCAACCUGUUUGAGAUCCUGGGUGACCAGGUACCUUCCGAGGUCAUCAACAACCUGCAGGGACAGAUCGACCAGAUCGGUCACCGCCAGUAAUCUAUUAAUACUUAAGAAGCAGUGUUUCACGACGACCAGUAGCGGCUGAAACUUACAUGGAGAAGAUGCGCACUGCUGAGUGUUGCAGUUCCAAUGGAUGCUGCCUCGCACGAGGUCGCCUACAGAUUGGCGAUGAUGGACAAUAAUGUGGUGGUCAGCUCGAGGCCACCCUCCACUGUUGCAACCGCUACUGGCCCCCGGUGAAGACACCGUCGAGUUAUAUUUAAUUUAUUGGUGAC
Molecule: messenger RNA, 692 nt
Organism: Spodoptera littoralis (African cotton leafworm)
Lineage: Eukaryota; Metazoa; Arthropoda; Insecta; Lepidoptera; Noctuidae
Source: the annotation of a GenBank genome assembly